Molecule: messenger RNA, 797 nt
Organism: Didymodactylos carnosus
Lineage: Eukaryota; Metazoa; Rotifera; Eurotatoria; Philodinida; Philodinidae
Source: the annotation of a GenBank genome assembly
ACAUUUUGAAUAUCACAUUUAUAAAGUGUGUAAGUGCAUUUUGGACUGUCAAUAGCCUCUUGCUGACACCCCAAGGCUAUCAGUAGCCAUUCCGUUAUUUUUAUAUCGAAAGUGGAAUCAUUAUCUAAUGUAUUUUUACUUCUAUAUAGGUUUGGAGUUUAUGUGGCUUAUGUUCAAGAUCAUUUGGUAUCACAAGAGAUCAGUUACCAAUGGAGUGUACAGAGAAAAUAUGUCAUCAUCAAUACUGCUAUCAAUGUGUUAAAACAGUACAAGGUGAAUCAAAUCAAUCAUUUUUUUGUUUAUCCUGUAGCAAACAAUCUGAAUCAGUAAAUGGUCCAAAACGAAAUCCAUUAUUAGAAAAACAUUUAUUAUGGAAACAAUUUAAUAUAAAAUAUGGAAGUGAAAGUAUAACAUUUUUAAGAUUAAUAGCAUGUGCUUUUAAUUUAUUAAACGAAGUACGAAGCGAUAUAAAAUGUCGAAGAGCUCAUUUAUUAUCACGAUCAAAAACUUUAGACAAUUACUUACAUAAAAAGCAAAUAAACUUAACAAAACCAAAUUCUUCUGAAGAUGAUAAACUAAUAGAUGACACUUACAAUUUUAUAAAAGAAUUAGAAAAACAAGAAGAACAACUAGAUGAAAUUUUAAAUAAACUUAAUACAUCGUCGAUAACUGUUGAAGAUUGUUUAAAUAAUUAUAAAACUGUUUUAAAUGGCAACGAAGAGAGUCAGUAUUGUUGUUUUUUAUUUUUAUAUUUAUGUCAAACAUUAGAAAAAAGUAUAGAAGAAUUUGAACAGUAG